AUGGUGUAUGAAAAUAAUUGGCAUGUUCUGUCUUAUGAAAAACAGUCAAGUUUUUUAUCUCACUACCUCGUUCAAAAAAUGAAGUAUUUCGCUGUUGCAGUGUGCGCGAUUGUCGGCGCGGAAGCCGCAAAGCCAAGCUUCGCCACAGGGCAGGCAUUGGGCGCUGCUCUUUCGGAAGCGAUUUCUUCGGGCGAAGGAUCGAAAAUUUCUGCUGCGCUGCUCGCCGGCCAGAGUUUUCUCAAGCGCCCCUCUACGCUCAACUUGCAUGUUGGAGAGACCGCGCAGACUAGCUCGUCCGACCGCGCUGCAACGGCGUCGGCGCUAAUGGCGCUGGAGUCAGGCGAGGCCCGUCUUUUGGAGACUCUCAGUCAAAAGAGCUCUUUCAUCCAAUCGCCCCUGAGUGAUUUACAGCGAUUGGGAGCAGAGGCCGCUGUGUUCAAAGACGCUCUCACUUACUACGGCGGACUCGUGGACGCUGGCGACCGCCGGGGCCUUGUCGGUCUUUUGCAAUUGGCCAGUUUGCCGAACGCACGCGUUCCCAUGGCGACAGUUCUCUUCAAAUGCACUCAGUUCGCGAAGAAAGAAAGCACGUCUGACGCCGAUCGUGAACUUGCUGGCUCUAUCAUCACUUACCUGACCAACAUGCCGGUGGCUUUCCAGUCCAGUGAUGCAGCGUCCGGUUCGUACGGCCAUACCAACAUCGUGCUACCAGCUCCAAGCCGCGUCUAUGGCCACUAA
This is a messenger RNA of Amoebophrya sp. A25, 738 nucleotides long. Lineage: Eukaryota; Dinophyceae; Syndiniales; Amoebophryaceae. The record is from the annotation of a GenBank genome assembly.